Habropoda laboriosa is the source of this 1857-nucleotide messenger RNA. It is a transcript of the gene AspRS-m, whose product is annotated as aspartate--tRNA ligase, mitochondrial. Lineage: Eukaryota; Metazoa; Arthropoda; Insecta; Hymenoptera; Apidae. The record is from RefSeq and is a predicted model, not a curated record. Gene Ontology annotation, molecular function: aspartate-tRNA ligase activity; nucleic acid binding; ATP binding. Gene Ontology annotation, cellular component: cytoplasm; mitochondrion. Gene Ontology annotation, biological process: aspartyl-tRNA aminoacylation. Bases 1 to 1857 code for a protein of 618 amino acids. The transcript is spliced from 10 exons.
AUGAUUUGUAAUCGUAUUACAUCAAUCACACCAGUUUUCAAAUUAUUAUUUACAAAUGGUUUAUGUCGACAAAAGCUUAUAGUAAAAUAUCCUUCAAUGUUAAUAGCUCAUGCACAUGAUUUAACUGUUAAAAAGCAAAUAUUAGUAAAAGAAAAUGAGCACCCAGUUAAUAAAUUUGCUUUGAGGACUCAUACAUGUGGUGAAUUAAGAGUUCAAGAUGUAGGAAACAAUGUUCAACUAUACGGUUGGGUGGAAUUUUUAAGACAUAAUAGAUUCUUAAUAUUAAGAGAUUCUUAUGGUUCUACUCAACUUAUUAUACCAGUACAUAGGGAAGAUUUGCAAAAUAUACUUGAUAGUUUAACUCUUGAAAGUGUAGUAAGUAUAAAAGGUAUAGUUUUGAAAAGACCAGAUGAUCAAAAGAAUAAGCAAAUGAAAACUGGCGAUAUUGAAAUAGAAGUAGAGUCUUUGAAAGUUUUAAAUGCUGCAAAAUCAAAUCUCCCAAUUAUUAUUAGAAAGUAUAACACAGCAAAGGAAAGCACACAGUUAAAAUACAGGUAUAUAUCAUUGAGGUACCCUGAACUGCAAAACAAUUUAAGAUUACGCUCACAAAUUAUAAUGAAAAUGAGGGAAUACCUAAUUAAAGAAUGUGAUUUUGUGGAUAUAGAAACUCCAACAUUAUUUAAAAGUACUCCUGAAGGUGCUCAAGAAUUUAUAGUUCCAACAAGGAAUCCAGGACAGUUUUAUUCUUUAGUGCAAAGUCCUCAACAGUUUAAACAAUUACUAAUGGUUGGUGGCUUUGACAGAUAUUUCCAAGUUGCUAGGUGUUACAGAGAUGAGAAGUCUAGAUAUGACAGACAACCUGAAUUUACACAGCUUGAUAUAGAAAUGUCAUUUGUUGAUUGUGAAGGAAUAAUAAAUCUAAUUGAAGACUUAUUAGCAUAUUCUUGGCCUGAAAAAUUAGAAAAACUGAUUACUCCUUUUAAACGGAUGAAAUAUGAUGAAGUAAUGGCAUUAUAUGGUACAGAUAAACCAGAUUUAAGAAUACCACAACAAUUUCAUAAUUUGACAAAAUUAAUUGAUCAUUCAGCAUUAGAACAGAAUUUAAGAAUAAAAUGCGAUGGAAACUUCGAGAUUUAUGCUCUAGUUUUUUCUCAAAAGCAUAGUUUUUUCACAAAAUCUGCUAAAAAUACUAUUUCUGAACUGCAACGCAAUUAUUUUCCUUCUGUGAAAUUAAUACAAUCAACAAUAUCUAUCAAAUCAUCAGUAAUAAUGAACAUUAUUCCAGAAAAUGUGCAACAAGCGUUGAAUUUAAAAGAAGGAGAUGUUUUGUUUUUAGCUUGUGGAGAAAAACUUUCUACACAAUCACUAUUGGGAAAAGUACGUCUUGAAUUUACAAAUUUAUUGGAAAGUAAGGGCCAAAAAAUCCGUACCCCUGGAAAUGAAUUAUUAUGGGUUACUGAUUUUCCCUUAUUUUCAUUUGAUAGUACAACAAACUUAUUGGAAAGUAUGCAUCAUCCAUUCACGCAACCUCAUCCAGAUGAUAUGCAAUAUCUCACAGAAAAUCCACUGAAGGUUAAAGGAUUGCAUUAUGAUUUGGUUAUGAAUGGUUCAGAGAUCGCAGGUGGAUCAAUAAGAAUUCAUGAUGGAAAAUUACAAAGACAAGUAUUAAAAAUGUUAAAUGUAGACGAAUCACAUUUAAUGCAUUUGAUUGACGCUUUAGAAUCUGGUGCUCCACCUCAUGGCGGAAUUGCCAUAGGAUUAGACCGUUUAAUGUGUUUAGCGUGCAACAUAGAAAAUAUAAAAAAUGUGAUAGCAUUUCAAAAAAUAUUAUAUCAUAUACGAAUAAUAGAUCAAUAA